CAUCAGAAAUGUCUCUUGUUAGUGGAUGGAUCGCGUCAGACUGGGAAGUGUGACUGCAGCUGGUGGCUUCGACUCCUACUCGCUGUCCUAUAGCUGCUUAAUACCGGUGUUAUAGUCGUCAAUAGGCUGAUUGAUUAGUGAUCGGAGACAGCGAGCGGCCGCCGUUGGACGAACGUUACGCAAUGACAGUGACAGAGUGACUCCUAGCAGCUAAAACUAGCUAGCAGCUAGCUUAGCGCGGUGAGCGAAGUCAAACUCCUCCGGCUGAGAAGCAAAGGGCUCGACGGAAGACAGAAGCAAGCGGCUCGUUUGGUUUCUCCUCCAGUUUUUUUUAGUCUUUUUUCUGUACUGGGAAUGGCUUUAGUCACGGCGUUAGGACGACUGGCUCACGUCCGGCUACGGGAAUACUCUCGGAGGACGGCGGCAGUAAGUUGGGGAGCUGUUCUGACGGGACGGAGGAAUCUGAGCACCGGUACCCAACCUCUGAGGUCUGAGAACAAGGUGACGGUUCACUUCAUCAACCGAGACGGAGAGAAGAUCACAGUCAAAGGGUCGCCUGGAGACUCUCUGCUGGAUAUCGUCAUUAACGAAGACCUCGACUUUGAUGGAUUUGGAGCAUGUGAGGGAACGCUGGCGUGCUCCACAUGCCAUCUGAUCUUCGAUGAGGAAGUGUACAAGAAGCUGGGGCCGGUCACAGAUGAGGAGAUGGACAUGCUAGACUUAGCAUACGGCCUCACCGACACAUCUCGUCUGGGUUGCCAGAUCUGUCUGACAAAGUCCCUGGAGGGCAUGGUGGCCAGAGUCCCGGAGAGCGUAGCCGACAUCCGACAAAGCAAAGACGGAUCAUCUUAACCGGGCGCCUGCAGCUGAGAGACGUGAACGUAGAGAGUCGGUGCGUCCGGUCGGAUGUUGAGGGGACGAUGUAGGUGUGAUUCUGUCGGCGCUGCUGUGCUCUGCCACAAAACUGUUUCUGACUAUUUUAUAUAGUAAAAAAAAAACUUCAGAGUCAUAGAAAACUAGAGACGGCUGUCAGUAACCAGGAAGCAAGAACACGGAGCUCUAGUGUGGAAUCAUAACAACGUAUUUAUGAGAUAUCAACUGCUGUCUAGUAAUAAUCUGCUCUGUUUAUUUUAAUCACUGUUUGGAAGAAUGUUGGGUUUUUUUGUCGCUGUGGGCGGCUCUUUUUUUUUAACCCUCAGACUACAGCUGUCGCUGCGCUGCCUCAGCUUGUGACUGUGCCUUCCAUUUUUGAAGAAAGUAUCUUUUCCGGUCACUUAAAUUUUACGCUUUUGAAUGUCAGAUUCUUCUCCUUAUGUGUAAGUCGAGUCAUUUCUAAGGAAAAGGCACACAACUGACUGAAAUGUUUGUGCACGGAUGCGACUAACAGUUCCGGGCGCCUGACAGAUUCUGUCGACCUCCGUUAUAUUCUGUUUGACUACAUAUGUAAACCCUACUGUUGUUGUUUUGAUCGAAUCCUUCAUGUAACCACAUCUCAUCGCGUGAUUGUACAUAGAGUACACAUAUAAGUGUGUAUAGAGUGAAAAUAAGUAAUAAAAAUUCACAUUUUUAAA
Messenger RNA from Amphiprion ocellaris (clown anemonefish), 1571 nucleotides. RefSeq names its product adrenodoxin. Lineage: Eukaryota; Metazoa; Chordata; Actinopteri; Pomacentridae. Bases 355 to 852 code for a protein of 165 amino acids. Gene Ontology annotation, cellular component: mitochondrion. Gene Ontology annotation, biological process: P450-containing electron transport chain; positive regulation of oxidoreductase activity. Gene Ontology annotation, molecular function: 2 iron, 2 sulfur cluster binding. The transcript is spliced from 4 exons. The record is from RefSeq and is a predicted model, not a curated record.